UCUUUGCAUCUCCUUCCCAUUCCACCCUUUUGCAUCCACUUAAAACACCACUUUUGAGGAGGUAGCAGCAACACCACAGGGAAGUGGCCAGGGCUCAGAUAGGCUGUGUUCCGUAAGCAGAAGUGCCUUUCUGUUGGCAGUAGACAUGUUUGAAUUGAAGCCAUUGACUUCCAAACUAUCUUUAAAAGCACCUACUCUCCUAAACUGGACUCCAACUGCAAUUGUUAGAGAGUAACAAUUCAUUAUCAGAUUUCAAAGAACCAAAAUGCUAUUCAUUUUUGUCUUAUCCAAAACUGCUUCUUACUGAUCAUGUAGGUAGAAGAUACAUGGUUUUUGAUAUGUUGCUUUUUAUUUUACUAGACCCUCCCCCCCCCCAGGUCACCAAGGCUUCUAUCAGAGUACUACUCUGAGCACAAGGAGAGUGCAGUAAAUAAGAUAGUACUGAUUCAGACUUCUGGCCCAUUUUUAUUAUAUCUGAGAACUUUCUUCCACAGAGCCCAAUGAAAACCUUAAUAAAUUUAAUACUAUAUAUUUGUGUUGACAGACUGACCGGGGAGCAAAAUGUACUUACUGGCUUGUAUGUCAUUACUUUUUCUUCAGCAUUGUCACACUGAUUGAUGGAGGACUGCACAAGCUGGUUGCUUUUCUGGAUCAUUCUUUAAUAUGUGACUCAAUCACGGCCAUUGCUUAAUCUGUCAAAGCCUGCUGGUGUAAUUCGCAUCAUUUCAUUACCCCCCUCCUAUACCUGUAGUCAUACAAAUGAAAACAUCACAGUGAAUCAAUAUUCUCAUUUGAUUGUCAGCGACAGCAGUUUUUGCACCUGCUGUUUUUUCCCUGUGGAUAUCCUAGGAAUGAUUCAUUCAAUCUCUACCAGUAGUAAAAUAUAUAUUGUUGUGAUUUUACUGUGUGCACGUUAUGAAUGAACUUGUUUUAUAGGCCCACAGGCACAUCCCUAUUUUAAGGAUGGGGUGGGAAGUAGAUUCUACAGUUUAUAGUUAGGAAAUGGUUCAACAGACUGAUUUGAAGCUUGGCAGGGAAGGUAAGUUUCAGGAUAGUUUGCGGCAAAUUUGGGGUAGAAAACGUAAGAAAUGGCACACGUUCAGGGUGAACCUUGUGUGAGAAGGUUAGGGGGAGGGGAGUUGCAUGAAAUACUGUAAAUCAAUUUUCCAUCACCUGGACAGUUUGGGCCAGUAAUUAUAACAUCAGUACUUCUGAUUUCAACAGGGAAACAGUCAUGGGCAUAGCCCAGGGGGGCAGGGGCAGCUGUUCCCUCCCAGUAGAUCAAGUAAAACAAUAGAAAUACUUAACUAACUGACCAAUCACAUAGGUUCUGCACCCCCUAACAAAAGUCCUGCCCCCCCCCAAACAAAAAUCCUGUCUAUGCCCAUGGAAACAGUUAGGUCUGGCUCCCAAGUUCAGUCUUUCCCCUCACCUUACAUUGUCAAGACAGAGAGAUCACGGGAGUAUGUACAUUAGACUUGAAGAGAUUACCCGUAGGCAUUGAUAACAAAGAUUUUGACACAAAAUACUGGGCAUAUUAGUUCUGUUUGUUUUAUGUUCAUUUGAAUUAACUUAAGAAAUACUUGUCUGUAGGACAGAAAGUACUAAACUUCUAGUCUGUGGUAAAAGGCUCUGUAAUUAUCUUUUAAUUCAUAGAAAAAUCAAGCUGCAAAGGCAUAUAAUUUUUAUAUGGGCUGCUAAUAGCAGUGGACCAGUAAAGAAAUGAUUCUGAAAUAAAUGUUCUGUGGCAUUUUCUAGUUGUUGCUUCUGUUUCACCAAGUACCCCUGGAAGUUUGUUGUGUUUUUGGUCCAAAGGAAGAGUAUAUUGAUUAAAAAAGAAAGAUGUAUUAAAAGUACAAUAAAUACAGUAAAACAAACAAAACUAUGAAAAGCAAUCAAGCAAAACAACAUAUAAUACCAAAUCACCAAAUACUCAACUAAUCACAUUAGAAAUGCAUUUGUGAACUGCACAGAAGUUUUGACUUCCUUGAACUCCCCUUGCUAUUGAAAUUGGUUGAUCCAUCCAACAGGGCAUGCGGCAAACAGUUCAGCUCAUCUCCUUUGAAAAUCUCUCAGAUACUUCCUUAAGUAAUAGGAUAAAUCACCUUACCUAUAUGAUGAAACGAGAGGUGUGAAUCUUAACUGUCUUUUACUGUGAUACUACUGCAACUAGGAUGUGGGGAUAAUUUAUAAGGGCUAUUGUUCUUUGAAUAUGCUCAUAUUUUUCGUGUUUGAUAGUGCUUACCCUUUUUUCUGACAUAAAAAAGUACAGUGAGGUUAUAUAUUCAGUUUUUAUUUUGGACUUCCUGUAUUCUGAGUUUUUGUCUGCAGUAAAAUGGCUAAUUUGCCUGUAUCUUUUUAACAUUACUGAGACCUGGCUAAUUAAUGCCUAGGGUAUGGAUCAUUUUCCUUCUUUUUAAUGGAACAGAGCACCAAAGCCUAUAUUUUUGAAACAAUACUCCUUGGGUCUUCAUGUACAGUACUUACAAUUUUUGCUCUAUUAUAUUUUAUCUUUCUUUUUCCACUUUAGUAGUUUGGACAUUAUAUUUUUAAAUCAUAGCAAUUUUUCUAUUCAUACCUACUUUCUGAUCGAGAUACCACUUGCCACAUGCUGUUUUGAAUCUAAAACAGCAUGAGAUUCCAGUUUCCUAUUCUUUCAAACAUGUAGCUACAUGAAUAAAGGAAUAAAGCAGAAAUUCAUAUUCUAGAUAUUAAAUUCUCUCAAGCUUAUGGUCAGAGUUGCAUCCAUACUUACAACUCAAUCCUAACCAAGUUCAUUCAGAAUUAAAGCCAGUGGGGCUUGCUCCCAGGUUAGUGUGGUUAGGAUUGUCUGAACAAAACCCUUAGAGAGAGAGUUUUGGAUUUGAUAUCCCACUUUAUCACUACUCUACUGAGUCUCAAAGCGGCUAACAAUCUCCUUUCCCCUCCUCCCCCACAACAGACACCCUGUGAGGUGGGUGGGGCUGAGAGACUUCAGAGAAGUGUGACUAGCCCAAGGUCACCCAGCAGCUGCAUGUGGAGGAGCGGAGACGCGAACCCGGUUCCCCAGAUUACGAGUCUACCGCUCUUAACCACUACACCACAACUGAAUGAAAGUCAGAUAGACAUGCUGGGUUGAAACCAGAGUUUUUGAAACUGUUGAUAUUAACCCGAUACAGUGACGAGGAUUCCAGGACUGAAUGACAAACCCCUCUCCAUCUCUGAUGGAUGCCAAAGAAGUGGUUGCCAAUAAUCCCAUGAACACUACAAGGCAUGCACCUGGUAUUAUGGUAUCCAUUCAAGUACUGAUUAAUCUGCAUAAUUAAAUAACUAUUAUUACCAUUUUGAAUGCACUGGGGCUGAUGAAAGCAGGAUAGAUUCUGUCACUGGUGCUCAUCAAUUUAAGGAGUUUUACUUCUGCUGACAUUAAUUUUGGCUGCUCUUAUUCCAGUUAAGUUUAUGAACAAAUGUGCUUAAAGAAGAAAGGAUCCCCAAACAAGUCCAUCAACUACAAGUGUUUGCCUAUUUGUUUAACGGAAAUCUAUUUUUCUAAAGAGGACAAUAGCCUUUUCUUUCACAUGAAUUCUGAAUCAUGGUCCCUUCUCUUGUGGGGGCCCAAUUAGUGCCAUUGCCUUCCGUUAAGAGCUUGGGUGUAAUCCUUGACGCCUCCCUUUCUAUGUAGGUGCAGGUUACUACAACAGCUAAGGCGACAUUUUUCCACCUUCUCCGCAUUAAUUAGUUGGUCCCUUACCUUUCCCGCCCUGACCUAGCCACAGUGAUCCAUGCGGCGCUGAUGGUCACCUCCAGGUUUGACUACUGUAAUUCGCUCUACGUGGGGCUGCCCUUGGAGCUGUCUCAGAAACUCCAGUGGGUGCAGAAUGCUGCAGCGAGGCUCCUCACGGGGUCCCUGCCAUGGGAGCAUAUUCACCCAGUGCUUUUCCAGCUGCACUGGCUCCCGGUGGAGUACGGGGUCAGAUUUAAGGUGCUGGUUUUGACCUUUAAAGCCCUUUACAGCCUAGGACCCUCGUACUUACAGGACUGUCUCUCCCGGUAUGCCUCGUGGAGGACCUUAAGGUCCAUAAACAAUAAUACCUUAGAGGUCCCGGGCCCGAAGGAAAUAAGAUUAGCCUCUACUAGAACCACGGCCUUCUCAACACUGGCCCCGACCUGGUGAGACCAGGGCCCUGCAGGAUCUGAUUUCUUUCCACAGGGCCUGUAAGUCAGAGUUGUUCCACCUGGCAUUUGGCCUGGAGUCAACCUGAUUCCCUCCCCCAUUUUCCCUUUUCCCCUUUUGUAUGAGGCUGCAUUUUUAAUUUAAUUUUUAUGUAUUUAGUCUUGGUGUUGAGUUGUAUUUUAACCAGUUGUUUUAUAUUUGGUGUUAGCCGCUCUGAGCCCGGCUUUGGUUGGGGAGGGCGGGGUAUAAAUAAAUUUAUUAUUAUUAUUAUUAUUAUUAUUAUUAUUAUUAUUUGCAGAAAAAACAUGGUUAUGCUGAUAUUUAUUCAGAAGUCAUACAUUCAUUUAUUUUCAUUUUAUUAGAAACUUAAAACACCUGGUCCCAACAUCAACAAAAUAGUUUGCAAUGCAUAAAAAAUAAACAUAGAACUUUGCACCCUUUUUUGCAGAUUAACACCUUUCUUAAGUGUGAGUGGCAUGUGAAGGACUGUUUCCUCAGUUGUCCCUUGGUUCAUAUGAGGAAUUGUUGAUGAAUGAAUAUGCAAUUCCCUGGCAAAGACAAACUGUCAGCAAAAAAUCAGAGGCCGAUCAAAAUGUACUUUCCGAACUUUUCUUUGCUGUUUUACACUACUAUUGAAUGGAAACCUGACAGAGAUUAAAAGCUGAAAUAUGCUGACUGCUAGCUGUUCAAAAAUUAGCCCCCCAUUCUUUGCUUUCUAAUAAAAAAGGACAGAGGAGGAAGUCAAGAGACACCAUCCAUAUCAUUCACUGAUCAUUUCCACUGACAGCAAACCAAAAUGACUUUGUUGGGAGAGUUACUAAGUUAGAGAAUGUGAUUAAAUAUAUGAGUGGAUGAUGAAGGGGUGCAUCACUGAUAUUCCUUUAGGAGAAUCACACUGCAGGAUAUCAAAAGGCUGCCCUUGGUAAGAAUGGUGGGGUAUACAUUUACCAUAUUAGCAUUUACCACAAAGCAAAAAUCUCUCCGCCUUUAAGAGUUCAGGAAGAAAUAGAGUUUUAUUUCAGCUUCCUGUUAUUAGUUGCUGACCAUUUUAUGUAUUUUUGAGAGCCAUUCUUUCCAGUGACUGUACAGCAAUGAGAACCUUGCAGAAGCAGCAAGGUUGGACUGUUAUUAAUUUAUUUGCUGACAAGUUAAAUAUAUAUAUAUCUGAAAGUGUGUUUAUACUACUUCUAAUAUAACUAAUAGGAAGCAAUGGAUCAGGCACAUUCCCUAAACAGUCCAAAGCACAUAUACAGUGUGCAGUAACUGGAUUACAAUUUAUGGUUUUGUAGAGCAGGGGUAGCCAUUGCAGUGCCUGCCAGAUGUUUUAGACCAAAGCACCUAUUCUUCCCAGCCAGCAGGGAAUGAUGGUCAGGGAUGAUGGAAGCUGUAGUUCAGCAAUGUUUGCAGGGGACUACAUUGCCUAUCCUUCUAGAGCAGACUGGUGGGCAACAAGGGGCACAAGGAGAGGGAAGAAAAGUCCUAUUGCACAUGCAGAAGUCCUUGCGCUAAUGGGACUUCAUUGGAUGCCACCCCAUCUGCCCUAUACUUCAUAUAACUGCCAUAAUUGAAUUUUGUGCCAUUACUCCUUUUCACUUUUUCUGAGGGAAGAUAAUUGGCACAUAAAGAUACACAUAAAGAUAAAAAGAUAUAUACAUACAAAUAUGUAUAAAAUGAAUUGUAAUUGUUUAAAAGGCCUUUAAUGAUACAGCACAAGAGAUGUGGACUGGAAAUCCAGGUGCUUUUGCAAAUUUUUGCAGUAUAGUUUCUUUGUAAUCUUUUUUACCUCAGUCAACUCAUUCCUUGCUUCUUAUAUCUGUCAAUAUUGUUGGAAAACUUAGCCUGUUGUUGGAACAUUUUCUUUUUCAUUUACAGAUUCACAAAGGCAGGGAGAAAACAACUGACCAACUGAUUCUUUUCUUCUAACUUUAGUGAAGAGAUGUGUGUGACUGAAAGAACCACAAACAAGAAUUCUACAGAGGCUCAACCUGUUCUAGGACUGGUCUUGGGUAGCAUCUCCCUGAUCACAGUUGUAAUGAAUAUUUUGGUCCUGUAUGCAGUGAGAACAGAAAAGAAACUGCAGACAGUUGGCAAUCUUUAUAUUGUCAGUCUAUCAUGUGCAGAUGUUAUAGUUGGUGCAGCUGUCAUGCCACUAAACAUUGUGUACUUGCUGAAGGAUAAAUGGAUCUGGAAUAGAAAUGCUUGCCUGUUUUGGCUGUCGAUGGAUUAUGUUGCUAGCACAGCCUCCAUAUUCAGUCUCUUCAUACUUUGCAUAGAUCGUUACCGUUCUGUCCAGCAGCCACUAAAAUAUCUCAAGUACCGGACCAAAACGAGAGCCUCUGUUAUGAUAUCAGUAGCUUGGCUGCUCUCUUGUAUGUGGGUAAUCCCAAUCCUUGGCUGGCGCAAUUUUUAUAAGGACAGCAACACAACUGUUAGCAAUGGGGCUGAUAAUGGAAAUAUAUGUGAAACAGAUUUUUGCAAUAUCGUGUGGUUUAAAGUUUUGACAGCCAUGAUAAACUUUUAUGUGCCAUCACUGCUGAUGCUUUGGUUCUAUGCAAAAAUAUACAAGGCAGUCCAGCGGCAUUAUCGGCACCGGGAGCGCAUACAUGGGUCUUUUAUAUCAUCCUCGGAAAAAUCAGGUAUGUACAGUGGAAGGCUGCAAGAAGUGCAAAAGAUUUGUUUCCGAAGUGCAAGUAAAGAUAUUGGACAAGUCUCAAAUGAGAACAGCUGUGACCAGAACAAAAGAACGGCAGCCAAAUAUCCAGCAAGCAAUUUUGUUAAUGUCCCCAAGGGUGUUCAUUGCAGUAACCAUGAAGUAGUGAAGCUUAGCUGUUUUCCUCUAGCCCUUGCACAGAGUGACAUGAAAACAGGCACUGCAGACAUGAGGUAUGACUGUGCCGAUAAAAGCACUCGGAUUACAGAGAACCUUUGCCCCCAAGACUUUGAGUUAAGCAAGACUUUGGAUGAGAAGAUUUACACAGAGCAGCCUCCCUGCAGAAAUUACUCUGAUUUCACUCUAGAGGAUCAUCCUUAUAUCGAAGGGUGUUUCCCUCAGUAUACCAACAAAAAAGACAGCACAAGUCUCCGUCAGUUGAAAAAGACAUGGGAGAAGCUACGCAGCCAUUCCAUGAGUGUUAAUCAAGGGUUGCGUAUGAACAGAGACAGAAAGGCAGCCAAACAAUUGGGAUUCAUAAUGGCAGCAUUUAUGCUGUGCUGGAGUCCAUAUUUUGUUUUCUUCAUGGUCAUGGCCUAUUGUGAAAGCUGCUACAAUCGGCCAGUUCAUAUGUUUACUAUUUGGCUUGGCUAUGUAAAUUCUACUUUAAAUCCAUUUAUAUAUCCACUCUGUAAUGAGAACUUCAAAAAGGCUUUCAAGAAGAUAUUUCAUAUGAAACCCUAGCUUCUUUUUUGGAAUAUUCUGGGGUGGAGUGAGGGAGGGGAUCCUCAGUAUCAUGGUGGAAGGAAAAAUUGACUUUCUAGUACCGGUACUAUAGAGAAUAAUUGCAAACGCAGCAAAUUCUUUUAGAAGAUCCUUGGGAACUGAAGAAAUUGAAAAGAGUGAAAAACAAAAAGGAGAGAUUUAAGUAAAAUAUUGUGCUUUAUUAAUUAAACACUCCCAAGUUUUAGCCUCAGGGUUGUUUUUGUUUUGAAAAUAUUUUCAUGGUAUUUUUAUUUUCCAGUUAUAUUCUUUGUAACAAAACUGAGACAAAAUUAAGUAUGUUAGCACUUAACCUAGUUUCUAAAGCUGAAACAGAUGUUUCUUCACUUCAGUGGUCAGUUUACUAUUGUCACUUGUCUCUUGAUAUUAUUAGAUGCUCCCUGGUUCCCAGAGCAAUGAGAAUGAUUUGAUGGAUAAUUACAGCAAUCAGUUUUACCGCACACAAUAUUGGUUGCAACAUGUUUCAAAUACUUAGUGGUUGUAAACUCCUUGGGGUUGGGACUUGUCCUUCUACACUCAAUAAAACACCGUGCACACUACUGGUGUGUAUAAGUAAGAGAGAUACAUACAACCCCCCCCCCCAAACACACAUUCACACUCACAUACAGCUCAAUGUCAAGGCAGUGCUUCAGUAUUCACAAUGUACCGUAGUUCUCACAGUAAAUCAAAGUCACUUGCCCAGAAACCAUCCACACGCCCCAUCUAAUAGCUAACUGCAAUUGACACAUUGCUGCCUUCUCUCUUCAGCUCUCUGUAAACAUUACUUUUUACAAAUAACAGAGCAGCAUUCCAUAAAACACCAGCUGCAGAGUAAAAUCAUUGGAGUCUUAUUAAAGAAAUUAGGCAGCAGUGCUUCUGAAUACCGGUUUCUGGAAACCACAGGAGGAAAGAGUGCUCUUGUGCUUGGUUUCUGCUUGCAGGUUUCCCACGGGCAUCUAUUUGGCCACUGUGAGAACAGGACAGUGUCAGACUUGGAUAUUAUGGCACCCUUUGUAAGGCCAGCAUCCCCCGGCCUCACACUGCUGGGAAAUCACUAAGUAGGCUUUGGGAAGGAGUACUGGGUAGAUUUACAGACAUAUAUCUCUUGCACGGUGGAAAUAUAUUUAUAUUAUGGAUUCUAUAGUUCAACAAUGGAAGCAUUCUAUGAAAUUUGCUGUAGUGGUACUACUAAAAGAAUUUUUAAAAUGUCUAGUUCCACCUCAAGCAGUUGUUUGAGAUGUAAAAGCAAAUAUACCAUUAAAAAUGGUAUCUGAAAAAUGGUAUCUGAAGAGGUGUGCAUGCACACGAAAGCUCAUACCAAUGACAAACUUAGUUGGUCUCUAAGGUGCUACCGGAAGGAAUUUUUUUUUAUUUUGUUUCGACUAUGGCAGACCAACACGGCUACCUACCUGUAAUUAAAAAUUCUGUUAAGGUAUUGCAACUUCUUGAAUGUUAUUAAAGAAAUUAUGAGAGAUGUGCCUGUUUACAUUAUAUUAUUAAGUGAUUUGAGAAACUGUGUGAAAAGGAAACAUAGGACAGAAGUGGACAGUUAAUUAGCAAAUCAUCCUUGUGAAGAACUGGAAAAGUAAUAGGAAACAAUAAACUGAUGAAUGGUUUAGGAAAGAAUGAAUGAAUUGAUCAUGUGCAAACGGCUAUUACCACAGUACUUUUGAGUAGUAAUAGAACUGUGACAAACUUUUUGGAAGGUUAGGAAAAAGUUAGUAAGACUGGACUGAAAAUUAGAGAAAACACAAGUGAAACCAUGUAAAGAACUAUGUUUGUUUUAUAGAACACAGGAAUAAAUGCUUUGUCUUCUGUAUAUUUUAAUAUAUUAAUGUGAAAUUGUAAAUGGUUUUAAUGUUGAACUCAUUUAAAAAAAUUAAAAGUACCUAGCAAAUGUUCUUGAACUAUUGUUUUAAAACAAUAUUUUACUGUGCAUCCAAACACCCAGCAAGAGCAACUCUCCCUCAACUUGCAUCUAUUGUGGUAAAACACUUAAUUCCUGAUAUGCAAACCUCUCAGCUGCCUAAUUAUGAUUUUAAUAUAGGUUCACAGAACUAGAGGGUGCUUUUGUCUCAAAGGGUUAUUCCUCGAUGUUAUUCUUAUGAAUUAGCAUCAGUUCUUUUUCAAUAAGACUCUUACUUUGCCUAUGGUGACAUCUGGCUAAAUCUUUUUGAUGAAGGCUAUUCUUAUUCUUCAUGUUCUGAAUGCUUU
Zootoca vivipara (common lizard) is the source of this 9779-nucleotide messenger RNA. The record is from RefSeq and is a predicted model, not a curated record. Lineage: Eukaryota; Metazoa; Chordata; Lepidosauria; Squamata; Lacertidae.